Messenger RNA from Stomoxys calcitrans (stable fly), 2269 nucleotides. It is a transcript of the gene Egm, whose product is annotated as complex I assembly factor ACAD9, mitochondrial. Bases 265 to 2166 code for a protein of 633 amino acids. Gene Ontology annotation, molecular function: acyl-CoA dehydrogenase activity; flavin adenine dinucleotide binding. The transcript is spliced from 5 exons. The record is from RefSeq and is a predicted model, not a curated record. NCBI's taxonomy places the organism in Eukaryota, Metazoa, Arthropoda, Insecta, Diptera, Muscidae.
CUAGUUAAUUACAACUCUGUAAUUGGACAAUUCCAUUAGCUUGGAUAUUGAGCUAACCUUCUUUAGUGAACCCUGUAUCAACAUGUCUCUGACUGACAUCAUAAGAAAAAUGUAAACAAAUAAGAACAGCUGUGUGCUAUCAUUUCAACGUGACUGCUUUUGAACGAAGAAGUUGCUUUUCUCUGUGCAUGCCUUUGCCUUCGACAAUUACGUGAAUGUUUCUUCUGUGAUUUUUCAAUAAAACAAACGCGAAAAAACACCAACAUGUUCCGUUUGUCCCAGAGAUGCGGUUUAUUUACUAAAACUCUUCAGAGAUUGGCCAUCAGCAGACUUUCCUCGAGCUCUUCAGUUACUGAUGCCCCUGAGCAGGAGGAACAAGUUGCCGGACAAGCUUCUACCAAACUUCCUCCUCGUUUGCCACUGGCCAAAAACUUUUUCGUUGGGUUGGUAGACAAUGAAUUGCUGGCCUACCCAGAAGUAAUCAAUCGCGACGAUAUGGCCCGCCUAAACAAUGAACUGUUGCCCUUGAAAAAUUUCUUUUCGGAAGAUUUCGAUUAUCAAGCAGCCGGUAAAACGUAUACUCUGCCCAAAGAUUUGCCCGAAAAUCUGAAGGCCCUAGGUGUGUAUGGCUUGAAUGUGUCUACAGAUUAUGAUGGAAAAGGCUGGGGCUAUAGUGCAAGUUUAAUGGCUUCAGAGCCGGAAUCAGAAGCCACUGACGUAGCGUUAAGUCUUUUAGGUCAUCGUGCAAUUGUGGAUGUUAUACAAGAACUGGGCACAGACGAGCAGAAAAGUAGAUACUUGACCAAAUUAGUAAAUGGAUCUCUGGUGGCAUCGGAGGCAAUUUUUGAAUUUGAAGGGUCCGAAGAAGACUAUUUUAACACCAAAGCUCAUCAUGAAAAUCAGGCAUGGAUUUUGAAUGGAACAAAAUCCUUCGUCCUAUCGCCACCCAAAACAUCGGAUGCUGCACAUCUCUUUCUUGUGGUGGCCCAAACAAACAAGGCAAACGUUCAAAGUGAAGCAGCCCGCUCCACUACAAUAUUUCUGGUAGAUUCCACAAUGCCAGGAGUAAAGAUAGGUGAACGUCAACAAACACUAGGUUGUCGGGCCAGCGCUAUAAAUGAAGUACACUUUGACAAUGUGCGCAUUCCCGAAAGUUGUGUGCUUGGACAUGCUCAUGAAGGCAAUGUAGUGGCCGAUGCUUUAUUGAAAUCGAGUCGCUUGAGAAAUGCUAUGGUUGGUUUGGGCUUGUCAAAGAGCAUACUUAACGAGAUUUCCUUGGAAUGUAUUGAGAAAAAGAUGUGUGGUGUAGUACUAAAAGAUUUAGAAUCCGUUCAGAGCCAUUUGGCCAGAUCGUGUCUAUCAAUUUACAGUAUGGAGAGCAUGAUAUAUCUAACAGCAGGGCUGUUGGAUGAAUUUAAUUUUCCAGAUAUUGCAUUAGAAUCAGCGAUAACAAAGUAUUACACACUUAAGGAAAUGUUAAAUAUAUCCACACGUUGUUUGGAUAUGAUAGGACCCAAGUCAUUGGUUUCUGGACAAGCAACAGAGCACUUCUAUCGCAAUGCUUCUUAUCUCUACAGCCAAGGGGAGUCCAUAGACAACCUAAGCAUAUACAUUGCCCUUUCAGGCCUUCAACAUGCUGGAACAAUAAUGGGUGAUAAUAUACGUAAGCAACGCAAUCCCUUGUUUAAUCCUGGUCACAUUUUCUCCAAAUUAAUGGAGCGUACCAGCCUUGACAAUCCUGUCACUAAAAUGGAUUUAAAGGAAAAUCUUCAUCCCACCCUUGAACCAGGAGCCUUGUGUCUAGAACACUCAGUGGCUCGCCUACAAAUGUGUGUGGAUCUGUUAUUUACCCGCUACGGUAAUGGUAUAGUGGAACGUCAUAAUGAAUCUAGACGAGUGGCUGAAAUGGUAACCACCAUAUAUGCCAUGUUUGCUAGUUUAUCGCGAGCAUCACGUUCCUAUUGCAUAGGUCUGCAACUGGCCGAUCAUGAAAUGCUUACAGCCAUGGCCAUUUGUGCUGAUGGCAGAGACAAGGUGUUGACCAUAGCGCGAGAAAUUUUCUAUGGACAGUAUGUGAAUAAUGAUAAUAAUUUGCAACGUCUUUCGCGACAAAUAGUUAAAAGUAAAGGUUAUUUUGCCACGCACCCGUUGACAUAUAAUUUUUAGUUUUAGCCAAUAAAUCGUCGUUAAUUUGUUUUAUAAAUUAUGAAAAAGGAACGAAAUGUUGAAUAAAUACUGGAUAAAAAUGUGGCUGCUUUGUGAGAAGGAA